AUGACAGAUGCAAUCCUUCAGAAAGUAGCAACAGCAACCUCAAAAGAUGGAAAUCUCAUAACCUUAGCUGAAAUUAUAGCUAAUGGAUGGCCUGAGGACCAGACGCAAGAAGCUAAGCCAUAUCAACCUAGAGAAACCAUGCAGAGGCAGCCUAUUCCAAAGAGAAGAUGGCAAAUAGUCAGUGCUGAUCUUUUCAAUGUGAAGAAAGACGUGUACUUGGUAGUUGUGGAUAAUCUCACAAAAUACUGGGACUUAGAGCAACUGAAUGAUACUCAUGCUGAGUCCCCAAUCUUCCAGAUGAAGAAGAUUUUCACCCAGCUGCAAGUCCCUGAGGUGGUGAUAUCAGACAAUGGUCCUAAAAAUGUUAGCAAGGAAUUUAAGGAGUUUUCAGAGAGUUGGAACUUUCAUCACUAUACAUCUUCACCACACCAUCCAAAAGGAAACGAUGAAUUGGCAUCACCAAAUGAGAAAUUGGAUUCCAGAAGAACAAGAACAGUUAUACCAGUGAAAUCAGAGUUACUUAAACCCCACGUGAUACCAACCUCGAGCAUCAUACGAGCUUCAGUCAAGAAGAAGCAACAGAACAAGAGAUACCAUGAUAAGAAAGCAAAGCCACUACCCCCUCUUGUUGUAGGAGAUAGUAUUCGCGCCAAGAUCAGGCCUCAGUCGUCGCCCCUGUGGACACAAGGAAGUGUGGUCAGAAGAGAAUCUGACAGAUCCUACAUAGUGAAGGCCGAUGCCGUGAGUACCGGAGGAAUCGGUGUCACAUCAGGAAAACUAGAGAAAUGA
Molecule: messenger RNA, 789 nt
Organism: Pocillopora verrucosa
Lineage: Eukaryota; Metazoa; Cnidaria; Anthozoa; Scleractinia; Pocilloporidae
Source: RefSeq, a predicted model, not a curated record